This is a messenger RNA of Stylonychia lemnae, 1572 nucleotides long. Lineage: Eukaryota; Ciliophora; Spirotrichea; Sporadotrichida; Oxytrichidae. The record is from the annotation of a GenBank genome assembly.
AUGGCAGACUGGUCAGGUUACUCAUAACCUCAUGCAAUGGACAUGGAUGCUAAUCAAAAUAUAGUAAUUUUAUUUUAUUAGUUUCAAAUUUAGGUAAUUGGAGGAGUUAGAUAAUUCUAUACAUUAAAUAAUAAAUUUUCAGGGGACGAUGCCGUCUACUUUCAAUACUACGGAUCAUUAGGGUAGAAAUGGCUGAAAUAUUAUCCAGAUAAUAAUUGCAAGACUGUCUAAACAAUAUAAUUUGCUUAAAGUGAUGGGCAAGCUUAGAGAUUGAGUAUUGUUUAAGCAUUAUGGUCUUAAAAAUAUGAAGGUAACACUGUAUAAGAACUGUAUACUACUAUUUUUGUGAAUGAAUCAAGUUAGAAGCUUUAUGUUGGAUUUGUGCAAAAGUAUAAUUAAGAUGCAUUCACAAACGUUGCAAAAAUCGGUGUGAUAAGGGUAAAUUCAUCAAAUGGACAAUAAGAUUGGUCAUAUGGCUUUCAGUACAAUAGGGUUACUGUCUAAGAUUAGUAUAUAUAAAUAUAAGAUAUUAAAGUCAAGACUAUCGACUCUAAGGAUUACAUUGGUGUGUGUUCAAACACUAUUUAUGGUAACUUCGAUUUUUGGGAAACAAGAGUUGUAUUUUCUUUGCUUAUUACUGAUGAUACUACAUAAACUAAGGAAAUGAGAUCUUUUGAAUACCCUGAAUAUCUAAGAGGAAGAGAUUUUAAGAUAGUUUCGCCAACAGAAUUUUAUGUUAUUGUCAUUUCAUCACUUCCAAAUGAUAUUGGAGAUCCUCUUUAUAUUUUUAGAAUAAGUGACAUCAAAUCAAACGGUGCAACAAUAACCAAAACAAAGAUUAUAUUUAUGCAUACUUUUACCUUAACUGAUGCUUUAUUUCUUGAUAAUUACAAAGCAAUAUACUUGGCCUCAGCAUACAACUAUAAGCUAAUCUUGUUAAAUAAAUAUUACACUUAACUUCUCAAUUCAAAUGAUUACUAAAGAUCAUGUGCUGAAAAUAAUACAGCCGACGAAGUAACUACUGAAUUCAAGUAAUUCUCAACUCUAUAUUAGUAUGCAAGUUUCACAAAUAACUUGACACAAGGAAAUCUUAAAUUCAUCUUAAAUGGAACUCUUAAAAUGGUCGAUAUGAAUAUAGAGACAUAUUACGUGCCAUAUGGAAAAUUUUGUGUUCCUAAAGUUAGUAUUAUUGCCACAUAGCCAACAGUAACUCAUUAUGUCUAGUAGGGACCAUUUAAGUUAGAUUUAAACUAAUACAUUUCAGGAGAUGAUAUAUGCGAAGACAAAAGAAGAAACUUUUCAAAAGGAGGAUAUUUCGGUAUUAGCCCAUUCUCUAUAUUUAAUAAUACUGCAAUUGUAUUGUCUUCAUAACAAAUGACUGGAUUUGUUAAAGAGCCGCUAGUGGUUAAUGUUGAAUAUCCAGAUUCAUAGAAGUUAUAGUUUACUGUUUAUGUAGAUUUAAAGAAUUGCUAUCAAUGGUAAUAUGUAUCGAAGUUCUUUUUUUACAAGAUAGGUGCAGAUACCUUAGUUCUUGAUCUAUUAGAGUUCUAUACUUCUAAAGAUGUAAACUGA